Messenger RNA from Durusdinium trenchii, 2713 nucleotides. NCBI's taxonomy places the organism in Eukaryota, Dinophyceae, Suessiales, Symbiodiniaceae. The record is from the annotation of a GenBank genome assembly.
CACAGAGAAGCAUCAGAGUUGUAAGAUGUGUUUUUUUUGGAUUGUCAAGAAAUGAAAGGGCGUACUCUGAGGUUGCAGGGUGGCAGUGUGGCAGCCUCCUUCUGAGGAAGGUAUCAUCACAUGACCAUUAGACCCCAUGACUCCGUGACCACAAAUCCGCAUCUCCGCAAUCUCACCCCAUAACCCCACCAAGCAUUGUGCAUUUCUGUUAGACACCACAUAUUAUUGUCAUAUCAUAUUCUGCUGACCAGACCAUUUGAGCACACCGACUGGGCUGGUUUGGGGGCAGAACGCAGCUUUGCCCAACAAGAGCUUUACAUUCAGGACAGCCAGAAAUUCAGUGACAUCUUGCAGGUCUUCCAAGUCAGCGGAAUGAAUAAGUGAGGGUUUGCCAGAAGCCCGGAGAGAUUCCUAAAGGAGAAGACCUUACUACGCUCAAGUGGAUUGGGGCGCAUUUUUGAAGUCUCCGCCACCCUUUCGGCUUUCUCUGUUGUUCUAUACUCUCUGAGUGGAAGCAAGUGGUCUGGAUCUCUGCAAACAUUGAGUUAGAAUUCAAUUCGGGAGAGAUCCCAAUUCUCUCUGGGCACGAGGUUGAAUUUUGACCAUUACUAUCAACACUGAAAAUAGUACAGUCAUGCGCAUGCGGCCAUGCCUCGCUUUGGCGCAAAGCUGGAAGAAAGGAUUCAACAUGACAAUAUGGGCAUCACAGCUUGGUUGUUUGCCUCAGAACCGCCGUCGCUGAGGAUUGAAGACACCCCAGCCCCCAGCUUCACCCUGCCGCUGUACAAUUAGCAUGCUGGGCAAGAGGUUCCAGGAGGCCGUAUGAUUGCUGGGUUUGUGACUGGAUCUAAAAUAGAAGACCUCCUCCUACAAGAUGGCCCUGAUGGUUGCAACCCAAAAGGUCCCUUGGUGGAAAGGCUUAGAGGCCACUGUAGGCGCUGUACCUGGCGAACCUAGGCAGGUGUUUUCUUGAGCCAUUCCCUUUGAGACAAUGUAAUCAUUUGAGUGUCCUCACUCAAUUCAUAUGAGUGAAACGACUCCUGCAAGCUUGUGCGCUCCGGGCUGGUGCGCAGCACCAAGCUCAGCUGCAAACAAUUUGCAGAAGCAAACGCCGGGCUGUUCAUAACAGGGUCCGUGUGAAUCUGUGCAUUUCAGAACCAGAAGAACUUCAAUCUCCCGGUUGAGGUCGUGAUGUCCAUACAACUGCCUGCUCACUGACUCAAUUUGUUCCUACAAGUCACAACAAUGACAGAGAGCGCCAACGAACCAUCGACCCAGUAAGAUGCAUCUCAUUUUGGAUCGAAUCAUUUUCAGCUCCGGAGCUGGCAAGCAAUCACAGGCGAGAACCACCCCUGGAACCGCAUCAGUUUGUCGAGUUCGAAGUGAACACGAUUCAAGCUAGCGUUCAAAAUGAUUUAAGCAUAGCAUCGAGUUGUUCUGCACCUCAGUCCACUGUAUUCCUGUUGCCGUGUCAAAGCCUCAGCAUCGCUUAAUCUCUGUGGAGGACAGCCUUACGCCCCGCAGCAAAUCAGUCGACUCCUGUUUCUGGGGACAUCUAGAGCCUGGACAGGCUUCAUCAAGCUCAGCGACAACGUUUCUGUGGUAUCAUCAAGCCUUGCAUGAAUAGGCUGGUGUAGACAUUUGGCCCUUUCCCCACCAGGACCACCAGAUGUAACUUUUUUUUGAUUUGUUUGGGUACGAUAUUUUUAGAUUACUCUGCUCGAGUUCUAGAAAUCUGCCCGUUUUAGAUCCCAAAUGCUUUUGAACUAAUGGUCCCACCCUCCAGCGCGCACCGCCACUCACACCGCCUUGGACCUGGACGACCUGGACAAGCAAGCAUCAGCUAGACUUGGCCUUUGGAUGGAGAUCUCGAUCGUGAGCAGGCCUGGAUGGACGAGACGGCUUCGAAGGCUGAGAAGCCGGAGCAGCCUAGCCCUUGGGGGCGAUGGCAGACUUCAAAUUCCUGGGCCGCGUCAUGCAGCGCAUGGAGGAACGAGGAGCAGAUCGGUGACAUGUCGGUGCCAUGACAUGUAUGGCAUUCUCUUGGAGGACAGCCAGAUGUCUUUCACACCUUCUUUGGCCUGGCGGGCUUGUCGUUGAUGAGGAAGGAUUUGGCCCCGAUCCAGUGCGUCUACGCGCUGGUGAAACAGCGGUCGGAGCCAUCUGCACCAGGACUUGAAGAAGGCUUUGGGCGCCUGCGUGCAGUGCUCGAGCCCACCAUGUUGGACAGCUCUUCAUUGCUUCGCGCGAGAUUGCUGCCAAGUGAGCCAACGGAGGAGCUGACGCUGCAGGUACAGCUUUCAUUCUGCGGCGUUCUUCCGAAUUUCGUGGGUGAACAGCGGGGCGAAGUCCUGAGCGGUUUGGAUAGGAAUUUAGUCUUAUGGCUAGUGGGGUGUUGGACUAAACUUGAUCAGAUCAUCGUGGUUUUCCGGUCCGCUGACGCACCCAGGUGUAGCAACAGUGGUCCCAGGGCUUCGUCGCGUUGUUAAUCACAUCUCGGCGGGCAAGGUUCCCUUGCUUGUUUGUGUAGUGAACGAGUUCUCCACGCUGACCCAACUGAACCAGCCAGGCCAUGAGCUCUCCCACUCGUCUACCACAGCCGAUGACAUGGCUAGCUAUGAUCACAGGGCACCCUACCAAAGAUCCAAUGUGGAUGCUGUGGGGAUUCAGCAAAAGACACGUUAUGGAUCACCUGCACGCGCUGACCCCAAAC